Molecule: messenger RNA, 678 nt
Organism: Parnassius apollo (apollo)
Lineage: Eukaryota; Metazoa; Arthropoda; Insecta; Lepidoptera; Papilionidae
Source: the annotation of a GenBank genome assembly
AUGAAUGUACUUCGAUCACCUACUGGAAGCGACACGAACUUUGAGCGUAGUGGUUCCCAACCAAAUCUAUCAAACAUGCCCAGUGCGCUAAUCUCCGAACCCUCAACGAUUACUUUUCGUAAUAAACGCAAGCAUUCCGACGGCGAAUAUGAUCAAGUCCAAUGUCAACUCUCUGAUAUUCAGAAAAUAAAUGACAGAAAUGAUGACACUCGUAACUUAAGGAGAGUGCUAAUGAAAUUUAGGAAUGACAUCGCAAUGAUAAGAUGUGAAAUUCAAGACAUUAGAGAUGCUAUACGAUCGACUGAGAAACGGAUAAUAAACCUAGCCACAAAUCAUAGUAACAUUCAAGACGAAAUACAAAGUCUCAAAAACUUUGCAGAGAAACCUGGGGAUAAAUUUGUGUCACUGGAGUCUAAUGUAGAAAACUUAAAAAAUCUACCAAGCGAUACAUCUAUAAAACCCUCCUAUGAAGAAAUACUGUCUGAAUUAAACAACCAAAGCAUGAGAAAAAAGAACAUAGUUAUUGCUGGUAUUCCUGAACCUCAGUCAACGGACGCCAAGGAACGUUUUGAUCUAGACAAAAUUAAAGUAGUCGAUGCUAUCAAAAACAAAGACUGCCCUGAACCAAAAAAAAUGUACGCAUUGGAAGAUACAAGCCAGGAACGGAUCGUGCAAUAA